AUGAAUGCGGCACUUUCGAGCGUAAGAUCGCGCGCGUUCGAAGCGAUUUCGCAGCUUUCCGCUGGCUCGCGAUCGUCAUUGCCCACAUCGUCAUCGAGGUCCAACGACAAGCCGAGACGCAGUUUGGAUCGUCCUCGUUUGUUCAAACGCCACGGCUCGAAUGUCGACCAUAUACACACUCAGUUGUUCGACAAAGCGGUUGCGCCUCCUUCGCGUUCCACGGUGCUCUUCGUGCUCGGCUGCCUGGCAUGGUACAUUUCGUCCUCGCUCUCGUCCAACACGUCCAAAGCGCUGCUCUCCAAGGGUCGCAAUCACGUGGAUAGCGGUCUACCGCAAGUGCGACCGCCGGCUUUCCCUUAUCCGGUGACGCUGACGUUGAUCCAUUUUGGCUUUGUCAACGUUUGCUGUGCCAUCUGCGCGUCUCGGCGCAUGCUUGGCCAUCGAGCGCUGACACGAUUGGUGCCGCCGUCGUUGUCACGUGUGGCUGAAGUGGGGCAGUUGGCGUUUUUCAAUGUGGUCGGACAGGCGCUCUCGUCGCUUGCCAUCGCGCGCGUUCCGGUCUCCACGGUACACACGAUCAAAGCGCUCAGUCCGUUGUUCACCGUUCUCAGCUACACGUACCUGUUCAACGUCAGCUACUCGUCCAAGACGUACAUGUCGCUGUUUCCCUUGACAGCAGGCGUCAUGAUGGCGUGUACAGGCUUCGCUUUCAAUGCUGACGACAUGGUCGGAUUCGCAGCCGCCCUCGCGUCUACGCUGGUCUUUGUCGCACAGAACAUCUACUCGAAAAAGCUCUUGCGCAAAGGCGAAAGAUCCGAGGGCGAAAAAAUGGACAAGAUCAAUAUUCUCUUUUACUCGUCCGGCUGUUCGAUCGUGCUGAUGAUCCCGAUGGCGCUGUACUACGAUGGCUCCAGCUUGCUCUUCCGGCCGAGCUGGAAUGCGUCAGAGGCGUAUCCAUACGAUAGGCGCACAUUCGUCUUGUCCUGGCUGCUCUGCAACGGACUUGUGCACUUUGCGCAAAACAUCCUGGCGUUCAACGUGCUGUCCAUGGUCUCGCCCGUCACGUAUUCGAUCGCGUCGUUGCUCAAGAGGGUGUUUGUGAUCGUGCUGGCUAUCCUCUGGUUCCGACAAUCAGUCACGCGCCUCCAGUGGUUCGGCAUCGGCCUCACCUUCUACGGCUUGUGGAUGUACAACGAUAGUAAGACCAAGGACGACGUUGACAAGGGCGAUAAAAAGGUCGAGCGUCAACAGGGCGUUGGCAACCACGCGAUACUCCCGCUCACUUCGGCCAGCACAGCCAGCACAGCCAGUGGAGCGAGUGGAUGGACCGAUGCACUGCACAACCGACCGCAUCCAUUCGCGCCGUCGACGAGUGCGUACGCCUUUGCGGCGCAACAGCCUUCGGCACACGCCGCGCCAGCACGGCUACACCAACCAGUGUAUCCACCUGCGCCCACCAAAGGCUGGAACGACAUCCCCGACUCCACGUUGACGAGCUACAUCAACGACCCCACCAAGAGUCUACCCAGUCCGCCAGACAGCGACAAAGAAGUCUAA
This is a messenger RNA of Mycosarcoma maydis (corn smut), 1557 nucleotides long. RefSeq lists its product as uncharacterized. Gene Ontology annotation, biological process: phosphoenolpyruvate transmembrane import into Golgi lumen. NCBI's taxonomy places the organism in Eukaryota, Fungi, Basidiomycota, Ustilaginomycetes, Ustilaginales. Gene Ontology annotation, cellular component: Golgi apparatus; endoplasmic reticulum. Bases 1 to 1557 code for a protein of 518 amino acids. The record is from RefSeq and is a predicted model, not a curated record. Gene Ontology annotation, molecular function: antiporter activity; phosphoenolpyruvate transmembrane transporter activity. The transcript has a single exon.